AUGCCAGUGUCGGAAGCGCCAGAGCAGCGACAGAGCCGGCGCGCUGCUGUGCGCACCAUCUGCAGAUUGAGUACUGCUUUGGCCAGCCCAGAGAAGUUGGGCAAAGAUGUCGGCGGGCAGUUGCUGGCAGAGCGCGUCGUACAACUUCGCCAGGUUUUAGAAGGCGAGGAGCUACAGCUCUUAGAGGACACUGUGCAGCAGUAUGAAAGUGCGGUUGGGAGAGCUUUAAAUUUCUCCGAUGCGCCUGAACCAAGUGCUUCUGAACCGUCUGCUGCCGCCCUACCCGUGCGAGAAGGGCCAGAGGGUGCGAGCCCGGCUUUCCGCAUCCAUGGGGCAGACGUCCAAUUGACUUUCAACAAGACAUCUUGGAGGGCUCCGUUCGAGCAGUGCACAGAGACUUGGUUUUCCUCGGGCGGCACCCUUCUGGUGGCCCAGUUUCAGGAAUGGGCUAUGGAGAUUUUGCCACCCAAAUUUCGCGAGCCCAAUAAACACAUCUCUCUCACCUUGGAAGAGUCCUGCCGUGCUGCAGAGGGUACAUCUCGAGUCCACUUGCACGCGCAAAUCACGUUUGAGCGCAGAAUCGAUCGCACUUCCGUUGCUGACUUCAUGUUUGAUGGUGUACGUCCGCAUGUUGUGACUCACCCGCAUUCAGCGGCAGUGCACGGUGAGCUGAACAAGGCCCGUGGGCCUCAUGUGGCCGUGUCACGCAACCGAUCCCACUUUUACGUUUACUGCACCAAAGUGGGAACUCUAUGGUCCUUUACCAACUACUGGCCCUUUGUGGAUUACGAAGUACAACCUCAUUGGCUUAUGGGCUGGUGGGCCACGGGGAAGUUGACUAACGAGCAGUACAAGGGAUAUUUGCGACGCUGCAAGCGCUCUUACAGAACAUUGUUACAAAAUUUUGAGUCUGUGGUGCAAGCUGAGAAAGCUGCGCAGCUUACAGAGUACCGCGAGGCCGUAGCCCAGGUGUUGUCCUUAGCGCGCUUGCCCUUUCGAUGUGUUGAUGACCCGUUGUUUCCAAACUUGCAGGCGUUCCUGGACCAGUUCCACUGGGCAACAGAUCGGUACAAGAUUUAUGCUCUUCAAGGGCACUCGCAAGCAGCAAAGACAUCGUUUGUGAAGUCGCUGUUUGCCAAACCUUUUGUCGUGACUAUUCAAGGGCAGGACGUCUUGAAUCUACAAGCCUUUGAGUAUGGCCAUCACGACGCCCUUAUCCUAGACAACCUGGUGGAUUGGUCUUUGAUACUACAGUACCGUGCAUUGCUUCAGGCUAAUGUGGACUUGCAUCGGUUGGGUGAGUCUGCGACAGGCAUCUACGCGUACUCCGUCUUCCUUUGGGCUGUGCCCAUCUGCAUUACGCUGGAUGCUGAUGUGAAUUGCGCGCCUUUCUACGCGUCCGACUGGUUGCAGGCCAACGUUUACCUGGACGUUCUCCCGCGUGGUGCAAAGUGCUACAUUGAAGGUGAGCGGCCACGCGUUCGCAUGACAGAUGUGCCUCAGCUCCGGCGUUCUCCUUAA
Molecule: messenger RNA, 1521 nt
Organism: Symbiodinium natans
Lineage: Eukaryota; Dinophyceae; Suessiales; Symbiodiniaceae
Source: the annotation of a GenBank genome assembly